AGAAGCACGGGGAGAGAACGAGAGAGUUUGUGUGUAGAAGAGAGAAAAACGCAGUACAGGUCACUCUCCGAGGACACAGGUAAAUUAGCCACAUUCGCUCUCCAUCACCCCAGUGAAGGCAGAAUAAUUCAUCAAGAAUGGGUUGCUUCGGAUUUCUCAAAGUCAUGAUGUUUGUCUUUAAUGGCAUCAUCUUUUUGGCGGGCGCUGCCAUCCUGGGCGUGGGGAUCUGGGUGAAGGUGGACAGCGGCUCGAUCCUGGGGUUCCUCAAGGGUAUAAAAGACGCUCCGGCGGAGAUGAACCAGAUCCUAAAUGUGGGCUACCUGUUGAUUGCUGUGGGGGCCGUGCUGCUGAUCGUAGGUUUCCUGGGCUGCUGUGGUGCCAUGAAGGAGAGCAGGUGUAUGCUGCUCAUGUUCUUUGUGAUUGUGUUGGUGGUGUUCAUUGCAGAGGUGGCUGGAGCAGUGGUUAUCCUGGUGUUUAAACCCUUGGCAGGUCAGUUGAUUGAGAAACUGGGAACCAAAGUGGUUCAGAACAUUAGGAAGGACUAUGGAGAAAAUUCAGACGUCACCGCUCUCUGGAAUGCUACUAUGGAUACGCUAAAGUGCUGUGGAUUCUACAACUAUACAGACUUCACAGACUCUCCAUUUGAAAAAUACACCCAUCUCUAUCCUCAACAGUGCUGCCACAGUGCUGAUUUAAGCUCUUGUGAUGAUACAAGUGCUACAAUCAUCGGCUGCUUCCCAAAGCUUAUGCAACUGAUUGAUAAAAACACUAUUGUCAUUGUGGCAGUGGCAUUGGGGAUCGCUGCCCUUGAGAUGAUGGCGAUGGUUGUCUCCAUGACUUUGUACUGCAUAAUAGGCUCAAAGAGUGACUGAAAACCAGUGGAGGAGGGAGGGCCAUAGAAACACCUGACUGGAUGGCAUCUCUGGACCCUCCUUAGGACAACUACAGGGAUGGAUGCAUAAGAAUCUCUGAAAUCACCAAGGCUGAAGAGAAAUCUAAGGAAGCUUUGUGAUAAGGAAAGGCGUCCCACCACUAAGCCAGUUUAAAUUCAAUCCUGUACGAGAUUAUUGGAUAUGGGAAAUGUCUAUUUGUAUUGAAGUCUUUUAUUGUAUUGUAUACAUAUUUCACCUAAAAAUGAUGUUGUCUUACAUUUAGAUUGCAGCAAUACAUUGCGUCCUAUGUCCAUUCCACUCUGCACAGUAUCAUCAAGGUUUUUAUUAAAAUAACAAUAUCAAUUCACUGUCAGGAAAUA
Oncorhynchus keta (chum salmon) is the source of this 1252-nucleotide messenger RNA. Its product is annotated as tetraspanin-1-like. The coding region runs from base 138 to 872 and encodes 244 amino acids. NCBI's taxonomy places the organism in Eukaryota, Metazoa, Chordata, Actinopteri, Salmoniformes, Salmonidae. The transcript is spliced from 8 exons. Gene Ontology annotation, cellular component: membrane. The record is from RefSeq and is a predicted model, not a curated record.